UCAGAGUUGUUAUGUAAUGAAAUGACACGCAUAACGCAUUUGGGCGGGGACACACAGCAGGAGCAGCAGAAGCAGGAAUCACGAUGGGGGGUCCAGAGGCUUCUCACUCCGACAACGCGCAUCACACUUUGCGCCUUCUAGCUACCGUGCUCGUUGGCGGGGCGGUGCUAGGGCUGUCCGUGCUCGGCCUCCGCCUUGCUCGCCCCGAGGGCGGGUGGUGGAGCAGCAGCAGCAGCAGCAAGAAGAAGAGGAGGCCGAUUAGGGUGUACAUGGACGGCUGCUUCGACAUGAUGCAUUACGGCCACUGUAACGCCCUCCGCCAGGCCCGCGCCCUCGGCGACCAAUUAAUCGUCGGCGUUGUUAGCGAUGCCGAAAUCACCGCCAAUAAAGGCCCUCCGGUCACUCCUCUUAACGAGAGGAUGAUUAUGGUUAAUGGCGUAAAGUGGGUAGACGAAGUUAUCCCUGAUGCCCCAUAUGCUAUUACAGAAGAUUUUAUGAAGAAACUUUUCAAUGAGUACGAUAUAGAUUAUAUUAUUCAUGGGGAUGAUCCUUGUCUUCUACCUGAUGGGACUGAUGCUUAUGCCCUUGCCAAGAAGGUUGGACGCUACAAACAGAUCAAGCGCACGGAAGGAGUCUCAAGCACUGACAUCGUUGGACGAAUGCUUCUUUGCAUGAGAGAGAGAUCCUCUGGUGGCACCCCUAGAAAUGCAUCCUUGCAGCGACAAUUUAGCCAUGGCCAUGGCCAAAAAUCUGAAGAUGGUGUUACUGGGAGUGGAACUCUAAUAUCUCAAUUUCUGCCUACAUCUCGUAGAAUUGUGCAAUUCUCUAAUGGGAAGGGACCUGGACCUGAUGCUCGCAUAAUUUAUAUUGAUGGUGCCUUUGAUCUCUUUCAUGCUGGACAUGUGGAGAUACUAAGGAUUGCACGUGGCCUUGGUGACUUUCUACUUGUUGGCAUUCAUACUGAUCAAACUGUCAGUGCCCACAGAGGUGCACACCGUCCAAUAAUGAAUCUUCAUGAGAGAAGCCUAAGUGUUUUAGCAUGUGGUUAUGUUGAUGAGGUGAUAAUAGGUGCUCCAAGGGAGGUGUCAAAAGAUAUGAUAACAACCUUUAAUAUCUCUUUAGUUGUCCAUGGAACAGUGGCCGAGGAUAAUGAUUUUCAAAAGGAAGAGGGAAACCCAUAUGCUGUUCCAAUAAGCAUGGACAUUUUUCGAGUACUUGAGAGUCCUUUGGACAUUACAACAAGCACUAUAAUACGGAGGAUUGUAUCAAAUCAUGAGGCUUACCAGAAACGGAAUGAAAAGAAGGCUGAAAGCGAGAGGAGGUAUUAUGAGGGAAAGACGUACAUCUCUGGUGAUUAGCUGAUUUAAAACAUCUCAGGUAACUCUGAGUUUUCGAGAGAACUGUUUGUUUAUUGCCACAUUUACGUUGUUUACUAGUAGACUUGAUGGGGUUUUGCAUCCACGAUUUCUGGGAGCAGAUUUAGAAAUACAACCUGUAGUGUCAGUGGUUGCUGUUGAAACAUUUCUGUAUUCUUGUUUAAUAUGGGGCCUGGAGUAUACCCUCCUCCCUCAUCCGAGGAUUUUUUUUCUCCUCUUUCACCAUGUAGUACUGAAAACAGGCAUUUGCUUUACACUUUAUAUCAAUACCUCAAAUUGAAUUUAAAUUAACUUCAGCUUGAAAA
Molecule: messenger RNA, 1681 nt
Organism: Ipomoea nil (Japanese morning glory)
Lineage: Eukaryota; Viridiplantae; Streptophyta; Magnoliopsida; Solanales; Convolvulaceae
Product: ethanolamine-phosphate cytidylyltransferase-like
Exons: 9
Coding region: 84-1358 (424 amino acids)
Biological process (GO): phosphatidylethanolamine biosynthetic process
Cellular component (GO): cytoplasm
Molecular function (GO): ethanolamine-phosphate cytidylyltransferase activity
Source: RefSeq, a predicted model, not a curated record